CAUAGAACCUUAUUUAAUCCACUGUCGCUUCGAUAAGUUACUAUGUCACAUGAAAUAUGUUCAGUUAAUAGGGUUUCACUGUCGCUAACAACCUAAUUAACUACGAUUCAUUGUAUUGGUGGCCAGUCAACACAAAGCAUUAAGAAAUUUCAUGCAAUAGAGAUUGGAAGAAAAGAAUCAUAAAUCAAUCCAUCAAAUCAAGAAAUAGCUACAUCCUAUGGUGUUUCCCCCAGAAAUUGGGGUUUAGUUCAUGACGAAAAUAAAACACACAAUCAUGUUCAUAAUCAUCAUGAUAUUAAUUGAAGCUAAAGAAUAAAUACUGAAAUUAUCGGAUCGUAAUCCAGGCUUUAAUCUUUGUCGCUCCAAUCGCCACUCUGCUUGCUCCGCGCGAUAGCUCUGCUGCCAAUUCCAAUUAUUCCCGGUCCAAGGCUGCACGCGACUCUCCUUCUCCCAAGACUUCUCUUCCAAUGAGUUCUCCCCCGAAAACCAAUUCAAUUCCGUGUCCCAGCUUUUUCCAAAAAAAAUCCGUCGCCAGCUAUUAUCUCCUCCUAAUAAUUCCGCUGCUCCUCUGUUAAUUACAAUCCUCCGUCCAAAUAUCCUCCCUCCUUGAGAAAUUCGUGGCCCAAAAAGAAUCCUCUCCCUUCUCGUUUAUGGCCCACUUCUUUCCCUUUUCUCCACCAAAAAUUGGCCCAAAAAUUCCCCAAUAUUAAUUGUCCAGCCGCCAGCCCAUGAGAAGAUCUCCGGCCCAAGUUAAUUGGGCCCAAUUAAUUGUUUGUGCACUCGCUUCUUUUUCGUGCUUUCUCUACCUGUAACAUAUCAAACUCAUGGCACUAGAUAGUAAUGGUUUUUCAACCAUUCCCGGGUUAGCGAGCCCUAAAAUAGCACCAAUCGGCUAAAACAGAUCAUAGGAUAGUCACAUAAAGUUCAAGAAUCCGAUAUAUUAAAGCCGAUUAUCAAUGGGCAAGGUUGCUAGAUUUACCGGCUCAAUACUUCAAUACAGAUGCCGUGAUGAAGAUCGGGAAGCGAAUUGGGAGACCCCUGCAGGUUGAUCAAGCCACGAGCACGGGUGCCCGCCUAGACUAUGCGCGUGUUUGUGUCGAGGUCGACCUCUCCAAGCCACUCUUGUCCCAAUUUAGAAUCCAUGGCGUGAAGUACUUUAUUCAAUACGAGGGGCUGGAAAAGAUUUGCCUAAUCUGCGAGAAAUAUUUUGAAUGGUCUGGAUGCCCUUGCUCCUUUGGCGGGCCAAGCAAGUCAGACGAGGAACCCAUGGCCUCGGAGAUCGACAAGGAGCCAAACCCAGAACCGGAGAAAGUUUACGGGGAAUGGAUGAUUGCGAAGAAGAAACCAUGAGGCCCUAGAAAAGAGAUUGCGACAAACAAAACCCUGCCCAACAACAGCCUAGGGGACAAUGCAGCCAAGUCGGGGUCGCGAUUCAAUGUUCACGAAGUUGAGGACGUAAUGGAUGAGGAAAAUGAUCAGCCACGAGAAACUACUCAGGUAAACACACCGAACGUGAGUCACGGUGGGGACAGGGCUGGAGCCAAAAAGCCACAAGAGAAGUUGACACAAAUGCCCAAAACGAGCAAGGGUACGAAAGAGGCAGGGAACAGACAAACGAAGAAACCAAUAAAACCCGCGAAGAACCCGUUGACUACGAGUGAUGGAGAUGGUAAACAAGGGGAAGCACACCCGGGUAGCAUGGACCAUCUAGUAAGCGAGCAGCAGCAGGCUUCACCAGCACACCAGCAGGACGUGAACCAGAUGGAUACGUGGAAGGAGCAAGGAUCUCUCAAGCUCCGCACCCACACUUCCACCUUGAUGCGAACAAUAAAACCCUGAAUGCAGC
Messenger RNA from Linum trigynum, 1846 nucleotides. Lineage: Eukaryota; Viridiplantae; Streptophyta; Magnoliopsida; Malpighiales; Linaceae. The record is from the annotation of a GenBank genome assembly.